AUGUCGCUAAAUCAACUAAGUCCUAUUGCUCAAGCGGAACUUGAAACUGGAACUACCACUCGCCCACCAAAGUUGAAAGGGGCGGUAGACUUUAGUACUUGUAAAACACGCAUUCAAUCGUUCUUCGAGUACACGGACUACAAUCUGUGGCUCUCUGUUACCGCUGGACCUCACAUUCCAACGGUAGUUCGAGGAGAUGCAGUAGUUGCUAACAAUGACGCUACUACCUUCACUGAUGAAGACAAGGCUCUCAUUCAACGAAAUGAAGAACUAAUCGAAAGCAAGAGAGAUAUGGUGCAGAAACAAUACAACAUGUUUUGCGGAGUUUGUGGAGAAAGUCUUUCUGAUCACAUCAGUCGCUUCUUGAACAUGAUGACCAAAAUGAAGAAGGCAGGAAAUCCUGUUACAAAUCGUGCUGCAAUAAAGAAACUGCUUGAUUCACUCCCCAAGGAAUGGAGCCUACAAUGCAUGAUGAUCAAGAAGGAUUUCCUCAACAAUCCUAAUCCUGUCACUCUGUCAGAUCUGAUCAACACCCUAAGAGCCUUUGAAAUGGAUGUUAACAAAAGAGAGAUGAACACUGCUGGAUAUCAACCUAAGUCAACUCAACCUUCAGCUGGAUUGAAGAAUGUGGCAUUUCUCGCUUCAUGGGGCGUCACUCCACAAGCUUCUGACUUAAUUUACGCGAACGCUUCCGCAAGUGCAUCUAAAGCCCCACAACUUGUUGAAAAGACCAUCACUGUGGACACUCAAGCGUUGAAAGCAUCCACUGAAAAUGUGGCACUCUUCAACACAUUUCUGAGCAGCUACGAAGCCCUAAUGUCGGGGGAACUGAAAAAGGAGAUGUUCACUGCUGAAGAUAUGUAUCAGAAUCUAGGACACUUCAAGCGUGAUUGUCCUCUGUUAAAAGAAGGAAACAGUGAAACUGCUCCUGCUGUUAAGCAAAUCACAGUUGAAGAGAACAAAAACAAUGCGUCUCCCAGCACGCCAAAAGCUUUAGUCGUUGAAGACUAUGAUUGGAGUGAGGAAAUCACUGAAGCAAAGGAGCAAGUUAACAAAGCCCUGAUGGCCAAGAUCUCAGGUGAAUCAUCUGCAAGGCAGUUUGAGAAGCAGACAGCUGGAAUUCCGACUGGAGACAAUGCUACUGACAAGGGAUUGAAAAGCAUUCUUACUUCAGUGGAGACUUGUAAUCAAGCAGAAAAGCAUGUUGCUAAAGAAACAUCUGAGAAAGGUAAGGAUAAGGUCCAAGCAGCAGCCAUGAAAGCAGAUUCAUCAAAAGAAAAGGCUGACAAGGACUUGGUAAAUAUUGCUUGUGAAUCUCCUGUAUUUGUGCCAGAAUUAAAAAGGAAUAGCUUUGGAAAAUUCCUUACAAAGGAAAUUCCUGAAUUUAUUCCUUCCAGAACAGGUAUGACAGAAUCAGUAAGGAGCGUCACUGAAGACCAAGAUAAUGAAAAUUCAAGCGUCACUAUCACAGAAGACGAGCAAAUAUCAGAAAGUUCAAGUGAAGAUCAAGCAACUAGUGAUGAAAGCUUCGAGUGUUCAAGUUAUGAAGCUAUUGAAGACCAAGACUCUAAAGGCACAAACAAAGAUCGAAGCUACAAUGAGUCAAAUUACGAAGCAAGUGAAGAACAAAGCUCGAGCGAGGACAACACGUCUGAAAACUCAUUCGAUUCAGACAACGAUGAAGAACUUUCAGAAGAUGAAAGCAGAAAUAAACUCCAGAAAUGGCUUCGAAUCCUCAUGGAAUACAUCUGGCACGUCGACAGCGGAUGUUCAAGACACAUGACUGGAUUGAAGGAACUGCUGAAAAACUUUCGCUUUAUUGAUGGUGAUUUCGUAUCUUUUGCUGGCGACGAAAAGGGAGGAAAGAUUGUUGGAGUAGGAGAUGUGGUGUCCGAAGCCCUCACGUUAGAGAAUGUCAACUAUGUUCCUGAGCUGUGCUAUAAUCUCAUGAGUGUCUCUCAAGUCUGCGAUAAAGGAAUCUCAGUGCUCUUCAAUGAUAUGGAAUGCUUGUUCCUGAAGCCCGGUUAUGUUGUUCCUGCAGAAAUGAUCAUGCUCACUGCUCCAAGACAGAACAACACAUACGUGCUCAACAUGAAAAAUGCCAAGACAAAUGACAACUUGACAUGCUUAAUCUCCAAAGCUUCAGAAUCGGAGUCACUGCUUUGGCAUAGACGACUGGGCCAUGGAAAGCAGCAUAAGAAACCACACAAGUCCAAAGCAGUGAACACGAUUUCUGCACCACUUCAAUUGUUGCACAUGGAUCUUUUCGGUCCUAUCAGUGUUAAAAGUCUUGCUAAAAGCUCUUAUUGUUUGGUUGUAACAGAUGAUUACUCUCGGUUUUCGUGGGUAUAUUUUCUUGAAGCAAAGAGCGAGACAGCUGAAGUGUUAAAAUCAUUCAUUCCCCUGAUUGAGAACGUGACCAAGCUGAAAGUGAAGUCUAUCAGAAGCGACAACGGGUCCGAGUUCAAAAUCAGACCUUCAUAUCAUUCUGUGCAGAAAAAGGAAUUCAUCUUCAAUAUAGUGCAGCCAGAACUCCUCAACAAAAUGGAGUUGCUGAACGCAAGAAUAGAACGCUGA
Molecule: messenger RNA, 2577 nt
Organism: Helianthus annuus (common sunflower)
Lineage: Eukaryota; Viridiplantae; Streptophyta; Magnoliopsida; Asterales; Asteraceae
Exons: 6
Coding region: 1-2577 (858 amino acids)
Biological process (GO): DNA integration
Molecular function (GO): nucleic acid binding
Source: RefSeq, a predicted model, not a curated record